CGGUUUCAAGCCAAAUUUUACAUGAAGUGUUUCCAUCCAGUAAGUGAGAGAACAGAUGAAUUCUCUAUUGGAUAUGGUGUCCGAUUCCCUUUCUUCUAGAGUAUCAAUGUCUGUAGUUAUCUCCAAAAAGUUCUAAUUUGGGACCAGGUUAUGUAAUGAUUAAUUAGCAAGUCGAACUCGAAAUGAAGAUUCUGGAAAUAAUGUACUCAAUAUUCCAAGCGGCUCAGAAGAUAACACCUAAUAUCGUAAUGUUUCUACCUCGUAAUGUGAAUCUACAUCAAGUGGAGGAGCUAUCUUGGUUAUCAUCUCCUCCGCUUAAUCUUCAGAUUGAAGAGAACUACGUAGAAGGGCGUUUAAAGGGUAUAACUGCUUACUUUGGCGAUACUGCAUCAACCAGCACCGAAUUAUGGAAGUAGACGAACCUGAUGCAAAGCGUCUAAAGGUCACUAAGGGUUCUCGACCCCCUUUAGAUCAUUCUGGUGAUGGUUUCAAGGCUAGGACACCUUAUCCCAUUGAUGGAGCAGAGGUUGUAAAGUCCAUAACAGAAAAUGCAGGGACAAAUCUUGUCCAACCUUCCUGUGGAGUGACAAACACCUCCAACCACGCUUUGUGUGGGAAUGCCGACAUUAACGCGUUUCUUGACUUUCAAGGUGCUGAUUUAAGCAAGGAGCGCCGAACUGCUAUGUAUAUAGGCCAUUACGUGAAGGUGUACCAGUUUUGGGUUCAUCCAGAUCUUGCAGACUUGUACAAGACAAUCGUAUUGGCAUGCGGCCACAUUCCCUAAUUGGCUGUUGUCAAGAGCGCAGAGGUUCUUGUCAUUCUGACACACAAUCUUCUGAAAGUAAUCCGCGACAUGCGUUAUGCAGAGGAGGCAGGGGUAGUGACUUUAUCUGAAGAUACCAUUGCUCAUUGGAAGGACAAGAUUGAGGAUGCCGAGAGCUUGAAUUUCAAUGUAGGGUGGGUGCGCGAGCUUUUUGAUGGCCUCAAGACAAGGAGGGAGUCUGGAAGAUCCCUGGGUUCAAUUAUAGAGCGUCUCAGGCUAGAGGUGGAUACUGCUAAAAAAGAUGUUCGCGUCCUUAGUUUGAAGACGAGAAGUGCACAUGCUGCGAUGGUGAAGGCGUGCAUUGAUGCUGGCAAAGCUCGGAAUGCCCACAAUGAGGGCAAAAAAAUCUGAGUCGUCUCCAAGCCGCAUUGAAAGAGAAUGAAGAAAAGCUUGUAAAUCUUACAAGCACCAACCCAGAGAGAGUAUGGUCCAGAACUUGAGGAAUUAUUUUUGUCUUCUAAGAAUCUGGGCUGGUUCCAUGUAAAUUCAGGGGCUCAUAUAAUCUUCUUUUGUUCGCUUAAUGUUAUCUGGUUAAUUACUUGAAGCAA
Messenger RNA from Papaver somniferum (opium poppy), 1371 nucleotides. Its product is annotated as trimethylguanosine synthase-like. Gene Ontology annotation, cellular component: nucleus. The coding region runs from base 183 to 416 and encodes 77 amino acids. NCBI's taxonomy places the organism in Eukaryota, Viridiplantae, Streptophyta, Magnoliopsida, Ranunculales, Papaveraceae. Gene Ontology annotation, molecular function: RNA cap trimethylguanosine synthase activity. The transcript has 4 exons. Gene Ontology annotation, biological process: 7-methylguanosine cap hypermethylation; 7-methylguanosine RNA capping. The record is from RefSeq and is a predicted model, not a curated record.